This is a messenger RNA of Artibeus jamaicensis (Jamaican fruit-eating bat), 2574 nucleotides long. RefSeq names its product syntaxin 11 (gene STX11). Lineage: Eukaryota; Metazoa; Chordata; Mammalia; Chiroptera; Phyllostomidae. Gene Ontology annotation, molecular function: SNAP receptor activity; SNARE binding. The coding region runs from base 601 to 1464 and encodes 287 amino acids. Gene Ontology annotation, biological process: intracellular protein transport; exocytosis; synaptic vesicle fusion to presynaptic active zone membrane. The transcript is spliced from 2 exons. The record is from RefSeq and is a predicted model, not a curated record. Gene Ontology annotation, cellular component: synaptic vesicle; plasma membrane; SNARE complex.
ACUGCUCCACCGGCGGUGGUAUAGGAAAUAACAGUUCAAGUUUUCAGUUUCCUAAAACGCCUGCCGGUUGGUACAACAUACCAGCUAGGGUCACUAGGCUGAUGUUAGAUAACCAUUUAAAUCACAUGCUUUGCCACAGAGGCCCAAGAGAAAAUUAAUCUCAUAAUUCAGUCACUGAUUUGUUAUUACUUUCACUGGCAUGGUAUGGUAGAGACGUCAUUUUACAUAGUGAUUGUUCACCACUCUAUGAAUCAAAAUAUUUUGGGUCAUUCGUCAUUAGUAAAUUAGUGCUAAAACCACACAAAAGUUUUUGAAGAAGGUGCAUACCAGUUGGAACUGAGAAAUUAAAGUGUUUAAACUGAUAGGACUUAUUGCAGCAGGGUAGCAGCUCUUAGGAAGGACCGUGUGUUAUCCCAGAGACAGGAGAGAAGGGAACAGCGUCUCUACUGGGGCUGAGUGAGUCCAGGCAGCCCCGCCUCUGCCAGGCUCUUCCUGGAGCUCUGCUCAGUCAUGAAUGAGACAGGACCCUGCCCACAAGGGCCCUGAAGGCCAGUGUGGAAGGUCAGAAAUCCACUGGGAAGUCCACCAGAAGGAGGCAAAAUGAAGGACCGGUUGUCAGAACUUCUGGAGUUAACCAGGCAGUAUGACCAGCAGUUCGCAGACGGAGGUGACGACUUGGACUCGCCCCACGAGGAUGUCGUGUUCGAGACGGACCACAUCCUGGAGUCCUUGUACCGAGACAUCCAGGAUCUUCAGACUGAAAACCAGCAGCUCAUGGCAGACGUGAAGAGGCUGGGAAAGCAAAACGCCCGCUUCCUCACGUCCAUGCGGCGUCUCAGCAGCAUCAAGCGGGACACCAACUCCAUUGCCAAGGACAUCAAGUCCCGUGGCGAAAACAUCCACCGCAAGCUGCGCGCCAUGAAGGCGCUGAGCGAGGAGGCCGAGGCGCUGCACGGACCCAACUCCGCGGUGGCGCGCAUCUCCCGCGCGCAGUACAGCGCGCUCACCCGCACCUUCCAGCGGGCCAUGUACGAGUACAACCAGGCCGAGAUGAAGCAGCGCGACAACUGCAAGAUCCGCAUCCAGCGCCAGCUGGAGAUCAUGGGCAAGGACGUCUCGGGAGACCAGAUCGAGGACAUGUUCGAGCAGGGCAAGUGGGACGUGUUCUCCGAGAACCUGCUAGCUGAUGUGAAGGGCGCGCGGGCCGCCCUCAACGAGAUUGAGAGCCGCCACCGCGAGCUGCUGAAGCUCGAGGGCCGCAUCCGUGACGUGCACGAGCUCUUCCUGCAGAUGGCCUUGCUGGUGGAGGAGCAGGCCGACACCCUCAACGUUAUCGAGCUGAACGUGGCCAAGACCCUCGACUACACCGGCCAGGCCAAGGCGCAGGUGCGCAAGGCUGUGCAGUACAAGAAGAAGAACCCCUGCCGGACCAUCUGCUGCUUCUGCUGCCCCUGCCUCAACUAGCGGGCUGGCCUGGGACAUCACACUCUAUGCUAAAGGGAAUGGUCUGGGAAGCGUAAUGGGAAGGAUUUGGGGGCUCCCUUCAUGGGGAUGAGUUGUCUCAGCCCCUGUGGGACCUCAGUCUUUAGAGAAAGAAGGAACUCCAGGCCUAAAAAUUCCAACCGAGCCCGUGCUUGGGACUACGGUUGAUGCCGUCCGAUGUUUCUUCAGUAAGUACAGAGAUAUCCACGGAAGUUGUGUAAGGUCAUUGUAUGGCAAAUUGCACCCUUGCCCUUUUAACGGAAGCCAAAUAAAGAACUGACGUUGUAGCAUAUUGUAGGGUCGUUGUCCCAGACACGUCUUCUAGGAGGAUGUCAAUUCCUCAUUGGCUAACAGUAUGAACUCAUCAAAACAAAUUUCAUUUACUCUGUCCGGACAGUACCUUGGUUCUGUUCAGUUUCACGUCUUUCAUUUCAGAUGCUUUGUCGGGUUAAUGCUCAAUGAUUCCUGCUUACAAGUACAGCUUCUUUCUGCUCACCACCACACUCCUCCGAGGACCAGCACUCAGGCCACCGAGCCACACCAGCCAGGGCUCACAUCCAUACUUAUUAAAAUCACAUUUAACACUCACUAUUUUCUUAUCUUUUCACUUUUAUUAUCUUCUGUCAGAAUAUAGUUUGGGAUUUUUUUCCCAAAAUAUUUUUAAGCACUGGGUUUUGAACAAGCACUCAAAUUGGUGAGUGUAUCAGUCACAUUUUGUAUUUUUUCAUAAAUAAAAAUAAUUUAAAAUUUAUAUUUUUAUGUGAUUAUUACAAAUGCACAUAUACAUGUAAAUGUGGAGUACUAAUAUUCACUAACACACGUACAUAGUGACUAACUGCUUUUCCCUCUACUUUUGUACAUAUAGACUGUAAAUAUUAAAAAAAAAACAACACUUUUACUGGUUGUCAGUGUGGGUUUUCUUGUUUUGAGUUGAUCUCACUCUCAUCUGUAUAUCUGGUCCAGUUGGGCCAAAACGUUAUUUUGAACAACUCUGGUCGGUUAUGGUGAUAAAGACAGAUGUCAACAGCUGAUAAUGCAGAUAGAACUAGAGAUAAUAAAAGACAUUCUUGGAAAUAUUACGUUUGUUUUACU